AUGGCGGAAGCUGCUGUGAUAGAUCCCCUCCCAUGCGAGCGGCGCGACGAGAAUGAAGCCUUCGACGCUAAUUUCGCCGGCGGAUUCGAUCCCCUCCAGUUCCCCGACAUACCGGCGGAUAUGACCCUCACGCCGGGGUUCAUGGCGGAUCUAGAUUUCGACGCCGAUCUGGAUUUCGAAGGGGAUCUGGACUUCUCCGUCGCUGAUCUCCUCGAUAUUCCCGAAGUGGAUGAUGAUCUACUCGACGGCCAGGCGACGGGUGGCGCUGCCCCCUUUUCUUCCUCCGGCUCUGACUGCAAGGGAGGAUCUGGUAUGUCUUCUUCGUCUUCUGCCUCUGGAAACGUUGACGAGGUGAGGCCCGAGAGAUUGAGGAAUUUGAACGCGCCGUCACCGGAUUCUGGGGAUUCCACGACGUGCCCCGCGGGUUUCCGCGAUGCCUCGUCCCUGGCCGACGAGGGACGGGUGAAAUUGGAAGAUGAGGAGGAGAGGAAGGGAUGGGGUGUGAAAAGAAAGAAAGGAAGAGAGGACGGAGAGGUCUCUGACACGAACAUUAACGCCAUAUCCAGGAGCAGUAAGUACCGGAGAUCGGGAUCCUCCGACCAGGGUACUUCGUCUUGUGUUUUCAGCGCGGUAAAUGAGGAUGACGAAAAGAGAAGAACACGGUUGAUGAGGAACAGAGAGAGCGCGCAGCUCUCCAGGCAAAGGAAGAAGCAUUAUGUUGAGGAACUGGAAGAGAAGGUGAGGUCCAUGCACUCUACGAUCACUGAACUUAACCGUAAGGUUUCCUUUAUAAUGGCGGAGAAUGCUACCUUGCGUCAACAGUUGGGUGGCGGAGGGGGUCCGGGAAACUGUCCCCGUCCGGCUGUCUAUCCAACACCCCCUCCGAUGACAUCUAUGCAUUUUCCAUGGAUUCCAUACUCCGGCUAUCCUGCGAGACCUCAGGGUGCUCAAGUUCCACUGGUUCCGAUACCUAGGUUGAAACAACAGCAGGUUGCCUCGGCCCCGAAGCCCAGAAAAUCAGAGAGCAGGAAGGCAGAGAGCAAAACCAAGAAGGUCGCAAGCGUGAGCAUCUUGGGCCUAUUGUUUUGCAUGCUGUUUGUAGGAGUUUUUGUCCCAGGAUCUAAAAAUACUGAUGGUAGAAGUAAGGAUCUGGUUUGGAAUGAAGAAAAGUUUAGUAAUGACAAAGCCAUAGACCGCCCGAGAGGAAGAGUUUUGGCUGUUAGAGGUAGUAUAAAUAGGCCUAAUAUAACGGAUAAAGUUGGAAUGAGAGACCAAAAGGAGCAGACUUCACACCAUGUUCCUGGUCUCCCGGGGAAUGCCAGUAAACCUCUAUUUGCUUCCCUCUAUGUUCCAAGAAAUGACAAGCUCGUCAAAAUUGAUGGUAAUUUGAUAAUCCAAUCAGUCCUUGCCAGUGAGAGAGCUAUGGCAAACUCAGGAUCUGCGGCAAAGAGUAGUUGUGGUCAGCAACAGUCUGAAAAAGAACGUAAAGAGACCAGUCUGGCGAUAGCCGGGACUCUGGGUUUAGCCUUACCUGUCUCAAAAUCUGGAAGAGAGAUGGAAAGGCAUGCUCACUUGUAUAAAAGCAUAGCUGAAUAUCAGAGGGCACGUGCUUACGCUGCAAAAGAUAGAUACAGGGAUGAUUCAAAACCAGGCCCUGCUGAUGCACCAGUCAAAGAAUGGUUCCAGGAAGGUCUGGAAGGUACAGACAAGCUUAUUUCUUUUUCUCAUUCGUCAGUCUGCAUGCUACUUGAGCUGGCUGUCAUUUUUCUUUUAUUACAGAAAUGCUCAUUUAAUCAUGAUGCCAUAGCCUUCAACCAUGCAAAAUCAGUUUGGAUGUUUGACCCAUAAUGCUUCACUAUGGUUGGCCUCUUAUUCCAUCGACAUUUCAAUCAAAACUUGGAAGUUGGUUGACUUUUGAAUCUUUUGCUGUAUCAUCGAGGUUGGCUAGUCAUUAAAAUAAAAGACACCGUUUCAGAAUGUUCUUUCCAUUUGGAUUGAGCCUUUCUUUUUAGAGAAAACUUUCAUGUGGGUUUGCGUUAUCCCCUAUAAUUACUACGAAGGAGAAGGGGAGGGGGAAGAAUAAAGAUGACUCGUUCUAAAAUGACCACAUAAGUUGUUGGAUAAUCAUGUAGUAAAAUCAACUCAUGCUAGAAAUGACAUUGUCACAAGAUUCUUGGACUUUUAGCAACCAGGUUUACUACAGCUUUCCAGAUUAAUUUAAUGCAAACAUAUUCAAAUGGUCCAUCUGAUCUGCUAAUCUAUGUGACAACAGUAACCCUCCAUCCCGAAAUUAAGUAUACUAGAAUUAUCUAGCAGUGUGCUGUUAUUAUACUCUCAGCAUUAACCAAUACGUUAGAUUUUACUGUUGCCAAGUGUCUGCAUUAAUUUUGGCCUAAAAAUUUACCAUCUUUUGGAUUUUUAUUCUGUCGGACACACGUUGGAGGUUUUGUGAAGCAUUAUUUAAGUUAGUUAUUUGAUUUAAACUAUUUGUUUCAAUUUUAGAUAGAAUGAAGAAAGCAAGCUUUAUGGUUUUCCUUUUGUUUUUUUUGUAAUAAUGCAAUUGCACGUAUUGAGCUCCUCAGUUGCACAACUUGGCUCCUCAGCGACAUUUUUGAAAAAAAAUAAAUUGAGGAACAAACAAGGUUUUUGAUUUCCCUAUUUUAGAGGUAUUUCGAAAUCCGGUACACACAUUGAGACUGCAAUCGCAUUGCAAUUACUACACUUGCUUGGCGGAUGAAUGUUUCUUAAUGUAUCUAGUUUACUGCAUUUACUAGAUAUGAAGUUGAUCUUCGAACUCCCAAUCCCGCCCAAGGUUUAGGUGGCACUCGAGCUCAAGAAAAUAGAACUUGGAAAAAAAAACUACCACAAGAACAUGUAGUUGCUUCUUGCUAUACGAGUUUCUGCGCUCAGGUUACACCACCAUGAAGAGAAAAAAAAAAAAAAGGCUUAGUACUCUGCCAAAUAAGGUAUCCGUCCAGUGGCAAACAAAUAAUCUUGACCCAGAACUUAAAAAGAAUAUUGUAGUUGCCUCAUGUUCUCAUGCAAGAAAAAAAAUGCUAAAUUAGUCUUGUUUCCACAGAUAAGUGGGUAAGGUGGAGUCUUGUUCUUGACUCACCAUUUUCUAACGCUCAUCUACCCCCCCUCUCCCUACGUCGCAGGGCCCAUCUUGAGCUCAGGGAUGUGCACUGAGGUAUUCAGCUUCGACGUCAAUCCAGCGACCACCGGUGGCAUCAUCCCUGCUGCGGCGGCCACCGCCGCCGCCAUGAAUCGCACUGCCAAUUCAUCUCACCCUGCCAAGACGAGGAACAGGCGGACCUUGCACCCGCAUUCCAUGCCAAUUCCUCUCCCCGGCGCCGCCCCACAGAAUGGAACGGAAGGCGGCGGCGGCAGCGGCAGCAGUGGCCGGCCGGCCUCGCCGGCGAUGGUGGUCAGUGUGCUGGUGGAUCCCCGAGAGGCGGCAGAGUUCGAGGGCGUCAUCGCCCCCAAAUCCAUCUCCCGGGUCUUCGUUGUCGUGCUCCUCGACAGCGUCAAGUACGUCACCUACUCCUGCGUCCUACCCUUCAAGUCCCCCUCCGCCACUCACCACCUGUAA
Messenger RNA from Spirodela intermedia, 3592 nucleotides. The record is from the annotation of a GenBank genome assembly. NCBI's taxonomy places the organism in Eukaryota, Viridiplantae, Streptophyta, Magnoliopsida, Alismatales, Araceae.